AUGGCUACUCCUGGUGAAUUGUGGCGGCUUUCUUUCUAUCAUCCUCGCCAAAGUGAUAGAUCCCAACGUAGCAAGUACAACUCCAACUCAAGCGAUCUGUCAAAUGGAACACCUGAUACGUCUCAUGAUCCGACUGAAUCGCCUAAGCGAUCUAGUUCACCUUCUUCCAUCGGAUCAUUGGAAGCGGUAGACCGAGUCGAGGAAGACAUUAAUUUAACAGAAAGGUCCCGGGCUACUGGGUAUAUGGGCAAGAGCUCAGAGAUUACAUGGAUGGGCCGCGUGCAGGAAGAGGCAGAACAGCGAAACCACAGUCAACCACCAAAGGCCACAUCCAAAGACCACACCGGGGAUAAAGUUUCUCCAUCCACGAUCAGCUACCAUGUUGAUGAUCUUGGUGUUGAUGCACCCGGACCGGUACAAAUGUAUUGGGUGCCUCCUCGACAAGUGGCAGAUCAUUUGUUUGAAACUUACCUGCUCGCUGUUCACCCGCAUUUCCCUAUAAUCAACAAGGGUCUGUUCUCCACCCAAUACAGGGACUUCUUCGAUGAUAUAUCUUAUGCGGGUGAUAAGUGGAUGGCAAUAUUGAACAUGAUCUUCGCCAUUGCCACGGAAUACUUAUAUACCAGCGAUGCGGCACAGCGGAGGGAUAUCAAAGAACAUCUCUUCUACUUAACACGAGCUAGAAUGCUGAGUAUGGGCGGCGAUAGCCUAUUUGAACAUCCCGAUCUUCAGCAAGUGCAAAUAGAGGGAUUGAUUGCAUUUCACAUGCUAUCUACAAACCAGAUCAAUAGGGCGUGGAGAAUCUCGGCUCUAGCUAUUCGGUCCGCUACUUCGCUUGGCAUCAACCUGAAGAGCAGUUGCCAGAAAAUGUCAGGCGUAUCGAAAGAGAUAAUCUGCCGAAUUUGGUGGUGUCUUUACACGGUCGAACACACACUAUGCUCAAUGACUGGUCGGGCAACCUCCAUUUCGACCAAUAUGUAUACCACACAAUUGCCCCUUCCCUUCGACGAACAUCAUUUGUCCCAGCCACCAGCUACACUAUUUCUUGAGAACUUCGAUAUCAGACAAAGACGUGUGGACAUGGCCAUGACUAGUCCGUAUAUUCGCUAUCCCGACCGUCGGCAGACUGAAGAUGCAUUCGCUGGGCGCUCGUGGCUUCAUAGCUUGCCAGUCACUCCCAGUCUUUAUUUCUUGUACUACUGUGAUCUCACAGUUGUGAACCAAGAAAUCCUAGACCACAUUUAUUCAGCGGAGAGUGCGACGGUAUCAUGGGACAAUAUUAAGGGCGGCAUCAGUCGGCUGAAGACAACCGUCGAUGCAUGGUUAUCGACUCUUCCACCCGGGCUGGACUUCACUUCUAUAAACGACGAAAAUGAGAAAACCUACUGGGCGAAAACAAACUUGGCAUUCCACUACCAUAGCACACGCAUCAUCCUAGGUCGGCCGUGUCUCUGCCGACACACCCCACAUCAGGCCGAUAGACCACGGAGGAGCUUCGACGACCGGGGGUUUAGCCACGACAUGGCUGUCAUGACCCUGGAAUCGGCUAUUAACAUGCUCGAUUUGUUGCCCGACGAGCCUAAUACUACCCAUAUAUAUCGGUUUUGUCCAUGGUGGUGUUUCCUUCACUAUCUCAUGCAGACAGCAACAGUGAUAAUUUUGGAGCUCUCGUUUCAUUGUGUGCACAUGCCAGACCGAGGGAGCAGUCUGGUUCAGUCAGCGAAGAAAUCUGUCCGGUGGCUUUACAUGAUGUCCACGCAUUGCAUCGCGUCACAUCGUGCAUGGCAACUUUGUGAAAGUGCAGUUCGUCGACUGGUGUCUAGCAUGGGAUAUGACGACAGCGACAUACCACAGCCAAGUAAGCAGAGUAAUGAGCUGUCUGGUAAUCCUAUUGACCCUGCGCCACCUCCACAGCUUGCUGGAGGACUUGACGGUGCGCAAGGCUUGCCUUACAAUGGUCUCUCUCAUGAAAGUCAUACUGCGGAUCAUUUUAGCAAUGACGCGGACCGCACAGGUUCUUUGGCGUCUGUGAUUUUACCCGCGACGAGUACCCAAGAGCACACUGAAGACUAUGUAAAUUUCCCUUAUGACCCGAUUACCGAGGAGUUUAUUCGCUAUUUCUUUCCUUCUAUGGACGGAGUGGAAAAUCCGAUCAGCGAAAAACAUAGAUUCUGA
Molecule: messenger RNA, 2175 nt
Organism: Penicillium hordei
Lineage: Eukaryota; Fungi; Ascomycota; Eurotiomycetes; Eurotiales; Aspergillaceae
Product: fungal specific transcription factor domain-containing protein
Exons: 3
Coding region: 1-2175 (724 amino acids)
Biological process (GO): DNA-templated transcription
Molecular function (GO): zinc ion binding; DNA binding
Source: RefSeq, a predicted model, not a curated record